This is a messenger RNA of Micropterus dolomieu (smallmouth bass), 816 nucleotides long. RefSeq names its product low affinity immunoglobulin gamma Fc region receptor II-like. The transcript is spliced from 6 exons. Bases 1 to 816 code for a protein of 271 amino acids. Gene Ontology annotation, molecular function: transmembrane signaling receptor activity. Gene Ontology annotation, biological process: cell surface receptor signaling pathway. The record is from RefSeq and is a predicted model, not a curated record. Lineage: Eukaryota; Metazoa; Chordata; Actinopteri; Centrarchiformes; Centrarchidae.
AUGACAAACACUAUGAAACGACAAAGACAGAAGCGCUUUGCAGAAGACAGGGAAACUGAGAUCCGUGUGGGCACAGGAGACUCUCAGGAAGGAGAGACACCGCUGGUCCAGGAGCUUCGUCAUAAUGAUGCCUCUCUGACUGUGAGUCCCAGCAGCUCUCAGUUUUUCAUGUGGAAGUCUGUCUCUCUGAGCUGUGAGGAGGACGACAGCUCUGCUGGAUGGACGCUGUGGAGGAACACGACCAGAGAAACCAGGACUCAGUGUGAUGCUGACUGGGGAAGAUCAGCUGGUUCUUCCUGUAACAUCAGCUACGUUACUACAUUGGACAGUGGAGUUUACUGGUGUGAGUCCAGAGAGGGAGCAACCAGUAACACCAUCAACAUCACUGUCACUGGUGGACCAGUGAUCCUGCAGAGUCCUGUCCUCCCUGUGAUGGAGGGACAUGAUGUCACUCUGCACUGUAAAACAAAGACCCCUCCCUCCAACCUCCCAGCUGGUUUCUAUAAAGAUGGCUCCCUCAUCAGGACUGAGCCUACAGGUCACAUGACCAUCCACCAUGUUAACAAGUCUGAUGAAGGCCUCUACAAGUGUAACAUCAGCGGUCGUGGAGAGUCUCCAUCCCUUGUGUUCAGACUGAUCUACCACCUGGUGGUGUUCUGUCCGUACUUCAUCUCCACUGUCCUCAUGGUGUCUUUAUAUCGACGCAGGGCCACAGGAAAUGACCUGCCAGUCUCCAUGGUGAUGACCCUGCCCUCCCGGGCUAAGGAGGGAUAUGACUGUGAUAAUAACUCUGUCACCACAGAGCAUCACUUCUGA